Molecule: messenger RNA, 620 nt
Organism: Chinchilla lanigera (long-tailed chinchilla)
Lineage: Eukaryota; Metazoa; Chordata; Mammalia; Rodentia; Chinchillidae
Product: collagen alpha-1(III) chain-like
Source: RefSeq, a predicted model, not a curated record
CGGAGCGGGGACGCGGGGAGCCCGCGGGCCGCGGACGCCUGUUGGCGCGUCCCGCCCCGGGCAUCGGCAGGGCCCUUGCAGCAGCCCCCGGGAGGUGGCGGGAGGGAGGGUAAGCCGGGGUGCGGCGGCGAGGGCUGGGUGCGGGGUCUUCCCCAGACUCUCCGGAACCCCGCUGGGCUUCCGAGGCGCCCCGAAAGACUUUCCUCAGAGGAGGCUGCCGGCCGCUGCUUCUCCUGCCCACUUCGCUCCCGUCCCCGCGCGGGGCACCCUCGUGCCGUGCACCCUCCGUGGCGCCCCCCCGGGGACUGGGUUGCAAGUCUGGGGCGAAUCAUCUUUUCACAAAACCAGAAUUCCUUGCUGCCUUGGUUUUGUGCCUUCGAUCCCCUCUGUGCGCCCCCAGCUCGGCUGCAGCGCCGACCCUCGGAGCGGGCAGAGCCCUUCAGGGCCCCGCGGGCCGCAGCACCCCGCGCGCUGCUCCUGGCGCACGGAGUGGGUCCACCGUGCAGGGACCAUUCUGAUCCCCCACCGGCAGGCAGUUCAGACACCCGACCCCGCAGCCCAGCCCAACCGGAGCCAAAACAGGGUUUACUAGAGGAACAGAUAUAAUACAAGAUAAACAA